This is a messenger RNA of Budorcas taxicolor (takin), 2085 nucleotides long. Its product is annotated as ATP-dependent RNA helicase DDX3X-like. The record is from RefSeq and is a predicted model, not a curated record. Gene Ontology annotation, molecular function: RNA binding; RNA helicase activity; ATP binding. The transcript is spliced from 17 exons. Bases 81 to 2063 code for a protein of 660 amino acids. Lineage: Eukaryota; Metazoa; Chordata; Mammalia; Artiodactyla; Bovidae. Gene Ontology annotation, biological process: gamete generation; cell differentiation. Gene Ontology annotation, cellular component: nucleus; P granule.
CGGUUCCCGCGGGAGUCGUUUCAAAUACGGAUACGCAAGGCAGGCCGUUUGAGACUGAGAGUUCGCGCUUUUCUUCAGGCAUGAGUCAUGAGGCGGUGAAAAACGUGCAGGAGGUGGAUCAGCAGUUGGCUGAUCUAAACCUGAACUCUGAUAAUAAUCAGAGUGGAGGAGGAAGUACAGCUAGCAAAGGGCGCUAUAUACCUCCUCACUUAAGAAAUAGGGAAGCAUCUAAAGGAUUUUAUGGUAAAGACAGUUCAGGGUGGAGCUGUAGUAAAGAAAAGGAUGCCUACAGCAGUUUUGGAUCUCGAGAUUCAAGAGGAAGACCCAGUUACUUCAGUGAUCGAGGAAGUGGGUCAAGGGGAAGGUUUAAUGAUCGUGGGCGGAAUGACUGUGAAGGUAUUGGCAGUCGUGGUGACAGAACUGGCUUUGGCAGAUACGAGCGUAGUGGACACAGUCGUUGGUGUGACAAGUCAGAUGAUGAUGAUUGGUCAAAACCACUUCCACCAAGUGAACGCUUGGAGCAGGAGCUCUUUUCUGGAGGAAACACUGGGAUUAACUUUGAGAAAUAUGAUGAUAUACCAGUAGAGGUAACCGGCAAUAACUGUCCUCCCCACAUUGAAAGUUUCAGCGAUGUUGCAAUGGGAGAAAUUAUUAUGGGAAACAUUGAGCUUACUCGUUACACACGUCCUACUCCAGUGCAAAAACAUGCCAUUCCCAUUAUUAAAGAAAAAAGAGACCUGAUGGCUUGUGCCCAAACAGGGUCUGGGAAAACUGCAGCAUUUCUUUUGCCCAUCUUGAGUCAGAUUUAUACAGAUGGUCCAGGCGAGGCUUUGAAAGCUGUGAAGGAAAAUGGAAGGCAUGGACGCCGUAAACAGUAUCCAAUCUCCUUGGUUUUAGCCCCAACAAGAGAGCUGGCUGUACAGAUCUAUGAGGAAGCCAGGAAAUUUUCAUACCGGUCUCGAGUUCUUCCUUGUGUGGUAUACGGUGGUGCUGAUAUUGGUCAACAGAUUCGAGAGUUAGAACGUGGAUGUCACUUGUUAGUUGCUACUCCAGGACGCCUGGUGGAUAUGAUGGAAAGAGGAAAGAUUGGGUUAGAUUUCUGCAAAUACUUGGUGUUGGAUGAAGCUGAUAGGAUGCUGGAUAUGGGAUUUGAACCUCAAAUUCGUCGUAUAGUUGAACAAGACACUAUGCCACCAAAGGGUGUUCGCCAUACCAUGAUGUUUAGUGCUACUUUUCCUAAGGAAAUUCAGAUGCUUGCGCGUGACUUCUUGGAUGAAUAUAUCUUCCUGGCUGUAGGUAGAGUUGGCUCUACCUCUGAGAACAUCACACAAAAAGUAGUUUGGGUGGAAGAGGCAGACAAACGGUCAUUUCUGCUUGAUCUCUUAAAUGCAACAGGGACUGAUUCGCUGACUUUAGUUUUUGUGGAGACCAAAAAAGGGGCUGAUUCUUUGGAGGAUUUCUUAUACCAUGAAGGAUAUGCUUGUACAAGUAUCCAUGGAGACCGAUCACAGAGAGAUAGAGAGGAAGCUCUUCAUCAGUUCCGCUCAGGAAAAAGCCCAAUUCUAGUGGCUACUGCUGUGGCAGCAAGAGGACUAGACAUUUCAAAUGUGAAACAUGUCAUCAAUUUUGAUUUGCCAAGUGAUAUUGAGGAAUAUGUACAUCGGAUUGGCCGUACAGGACGUGUAGGAAACCUUGGACUUGCCACCUCAUUUUUCAAUGAAAGAAAUAUAAAUAUCGCAAAAGAUUUGUUGGAUCUUCUUGUUGAAGCCAAACAAGAAGUGCCAUCUUGGUUGGAAAACAUGGCUUAUGAACACCACUAUAAGAGUAGCAGUCGUGGCCGUUCUAAGAGAUUCAGUGGAGGCUUUGGUGCCCGUGAUUAUCGACAAAGUAGCAGUUCUGGCAGCUCCAGCUAUAGUAGUGGUCGUGCAAGCAGCAGCCGCAGUGGUGGAGGUGGUCAUGGCAGCAGCAGAGGAUUUGGUGGAGGUGGCUAUGGAGGCUUCUACAGUAGUGAAGGAUAUGGAGGAAAUUACAGCUCUCAGGGGGUUGACUGGUGGGGCAACUGAAUCUGCUUUGCAGCCAAGUCAC